This is a messenger RNA of Anolis carolinensis (green anole), 3495 nucleotides long. It is a transcript of the gene rasgrp4, whose product is annotated as RAS guanyl releasing protein 4. Gene Ontology annotation, cellular component: plasma membrane. The record is from RefSeq and is a predicted model, not a curated record. Bases 571 to 2823 code for a protein of 750 amino acids. Lineage: Eukaryota; Metazoa; Chordata; Lepidosauria; Squamata; Anolidae. Gene Ontology annotation, molecular function: calcium ion binding; guanyl-nucleotide exchange factor activity. Gene Ontology annotation, biological process: Ras protein signal transduction; positive regulation of GTPase activity. The transcript is spliced from 17 exons.
UGGCUGAGCUGUUUAAAGCCCCCUCCCUAAAGUAGAUUUUAAGUGGAUUUAAAGCGGAUCCAAGAUCUAGUGCGAUUCUCACUGUGCUCCUCCAGGGCUUUUGGACAUCAGCUUCUAGAAAUCUCAGCUGUUAGGAAUUGUGGGAGCUGAAGUCCAAAACAUCUGGAGGAACACAGUUUGAAAAACUCUGGUCCAAGACAUCCAAAUCCUGAGGAUGACAAAAUAAAGACAUCCAGUGGCAAUGGAAUCUUUGUCAGAAAUCAGUUCUGCCUUUAAAAAGAAAAACCCAACAAUCCCUUCCUGACAUACAAGUCCACACACACACACCUCAUGCAUAACCCAGUUCCUUUUAACCACACAUCAGCAUAUGACCAACCCGUUUUGACUCAGCUGAUUCACAGAGGCAGUGUUCUGCUCUGCAUACAGGUUGGCUUUUGCAUGGAUUCAGGUGGUGCCAGGAGCAAAAAACAGACCCAGCAGCAGAACCAUCUGAACUAAAGAAGCUGGAAGGAUCACAGAAGACAAGCCCACCCAAAGGAAGGACAGUGGAGACUGUCAACUGGGCGAGCUAUGAUUCGGAGAGAGAGUAAGCGGAAAUCACGGGCAGAGGCUCCCAUCAUGACCAAUACCGGGACCAUCCCAGGCACUGGCAAGAUCUACCAGAGGAAGAGCAGGCGGCGCAUGACUUGCCCUAACCCCAGGGAAAUAAAUCAGGCCAUAGCCUCCCUCACCUUGGGAGAACUGAACCGGUCCUGCACUUUGGAGGAGCUGAUUGAGAAAUGCCUUCGCUCUUUUGAUUUGGAUGGGAACCUGUGCAAGAGUGACUUCACGGUGAACAUGACAUUGACAGUCCACAGUUGGGUGGUCCCAUCUGCAGAACUUGCACGGCAUCUCCUGAAGUUAUACCAAAAAGCAUCCAAGGAGAAGAUGCAGGCACGCCAGCUGAGGAUCUGCCACUUCAUCCGGUAUUGGCUCAUUAAAUUUCCCGAAGCCUUCCAUCUGGAUCCGCAUUUGGAGGAGGCUAUGGCUGAGAUUUUGGAAGUGGUGAAGAAAGAAGGCCAUAAGGAAUGUUGCAAUCUGCUUGACACAUCCACUGUAGUGACCCAGACUUGGGACCAUACUCUCAGUUGCCAAAGCAGCCCUGGUUGUGGCAAGAAGCGGAAAGUUUCGCUGCUUUUUGAUCACCUUGAUGCAGAUGAGCUAGCCAGCCACCUCAGCUACCUGGAGUUCAAGGCCUUCUGUCACCUCUCGUACCUAGACUUCCGGAAUUACGUACUUUGUGGGUCAGUGCGGGGCAGUCCAGCGCUAGAGCGUGCCAUCGCCUUAUGCAACAGCAUCUCUCAGUGGGUGCAGGUCAUGGUCCUCAAUAGGCCCACACCUCAACAGCGAGCUGAAGUCUUCACCAAGUUCAUCCGUGUUACGCAGAAAUUAAGACAAUUGCAGAAUUUCAGCACCCUGAUGGCAAUCGUGGGAGGACUCUGCCACAGUGCCAUAGCUCGGCUCAAGGACACACAUGCGCUUCUCCCGACUGAAGUCACAAAGGCACUCUCUGAAAUGACAGAGUUGCUUUCGUCGAGUGGAAAUUACGGAUCGUACCGACGGGCGUAUGCCGACUGCACCGGCUUCAAGGUUCCCAUUGUGGGUGUCCACCUCAAGGACCUGGUCAUGUUGCAUGAAGCCAUGCCGGAUCGCGUGGAGGGUGGACAACUCAACCUGAGCAAGUUGCAGAGCCUGUUUGAGCCGGCAUGGGAACUCAGGAUGCUCCAGCAAAGCCAGCCGCCAUUGCAAGCCAAUAAGGAUCUGGUCCGCCUGCUCACUCUCUCCCUAGACCUCUACUAUACAGAUGAGGAGAUCUAUGCACUCUCGUACGCCCGUGAGCCCCGCUGCCGAAAGACAUUGCCACCUGCACAAUUCAAACAGCCUAUGGUGUUGGAAUGGGCGCCUAGAGUCACCCCCAAACCUGACCGUGUCACCAUCAAGAGGCAUGUCCAAGAAAUGGUUGAGACUGUAUUUAAGAAUUAUGAUCCUGAACAACGGGGUUACAUCUCUCAAGAGGAUUUUGAAACUAUCUCUACAAGUUUCCCCUUCUCCUUCUAUGGGCUUGAAAGAGACCGUGAAGGAGCCUGGAGCCGGGAAGAGUUGGCGGAGUACUUUAUGCGGGCCUGUGCCAUUGUCUCCAAACUUGGUCUUGGCUACCUGCAUGAUUUCCACGAAGCCACCUUCAAGAAGUUCACUUUCUGUGACAGCUGUAAUGGUUUUCUUUGGGGAGUCUCCAAGCAGGGAUACAGAUGUCGGGACUGUGGUAUGAUCUGUCACAAGCAGUGCAAAGAUCAGGUGGAAGUAGAAUGCCAGCGACGCCUCCACUCCUGCACCUCCAAUGGCAGCACGCCACGGGCUGCCACACCAGCAGCUACCUCGACGCAUCCCUCUUGUUCUGGGUCAGAGGAAGAGGCUUUUCUCUUCCCGCCAAGACGGGAACAGAGCAGGAGUCCCCUCACCAUGCCAGUGAGGGCCACUGGAAGCCACCAAAUGAAGCACGCCAGCACCCAAACAGGCAACAGCCCUGGGGUCGGGAGGCAAGAAGAGGCACCCCCAGCAGCAGAUGGCCAUAACAGGAGUCAAUGGCAGCUACUGGAAAAGUUGAAGGAGUUGGAAAGGGAAAGGGACAAACUCAUCCUGGCAAACCAGCAGCUCCAAAAAUGCAACUCACAGCUGGAAGCAGAGAACAGCCGGCUGCUGAAAGAGAGCGCAACCGGCCUUCCCUCCCUCGCCUGCUGGAAGGCCUGGGCAGCCUGCAACUACAGUCCUCCCAAGCCGAACUGAAUAAGAGGAGAGAUAAGAGCUCUAGGAGGGAAGGGAGCUUGGCUUGCAAUGUGAAAGACUCUGAGGGAGGAAGAAAACAGACUAUUUAUUGACUGGCAGAGCCUGGGUGCGGCAUUUUUAGCUUACUGGACCGUGGAGGCAGACGCUGUUCUCGAUCGAUGCAGCUGAGCCCACCUUCUCAAGCCACGUGGACUGUGUUUCUAUAUAGCUUGCUUAAGGCCCCUUGUUCAACUCAUGUCCUUACCAAUGGACUGUAAGGAUCAAUGAAAGAGUAUGUAAAGUGGAUUUCCACAGAAACAAAUCCCAGAUGGCUGAAGAUUGAUGACUUUAAUGUUUGGAAAGAGAGGACAGCCCCUGAAAGAUAUAAACACUGAAGGCUGAACAGAAGAGGUGAAAAGCAGCAAAUGCCUAUCAAAUGCCUUCUGGGUUAUUUAUAAAAUACAUUUUCGUAUUUAAAAGCAUGCAACAAAAAUUGGGGGUGGGGCUGGGAUUGGGGGGCUCCAGAACAGAUUAAUAGCAUUUCAGUGGGAAAAUUUGUUUGUGUGUGUGUGUUUUAUCUCUGUAAUUUAGUAAUUUAUUGUAUUUCUAUGUUCAUUUGUUUUUGAAUUUGUUUGUACCCCACCUCGAUCCAUCAGGAGAGGCAGGUAAUAAAUAAGAUGUAUUAUAUUGUCA